AUGCCGAGGUGGUUGCCGGCGGAAGAAGAACGUGUCCAACCCGCUCCGCGGAGCGGUCCGGUGGACACACAUCGUCGUCUACCUGAUGACGAUGACGCAAAUGACGCGUUUGCUCCAGGAGUUUCGCCGCCGCCUCCACCGUCGACGCCAAAGGACUCCGAUACGGUAUUCGCUCCAGAUUCGUAUAAUGCGUGCCGGCAACGACUUCACAUGCUGCUGGUGUGCGACUUCUUGAGUCCGGACUGUUUUGGCGUCUCCUUGAUCACCCAGCGCAAAAAGCAAAAGAAGCGGCACAGUACGCGAAGACGUAGCGUCCGGGCGCAAUCUGGAGACACAUCAGACACGACUGCCAGUUCCUGCAAACGAGAGCCCCGACCAGCCCCGCCGGUGGCCGCGAAAUCGCCUCCGCCCACGCCGUCUCAUCCUCAGCCACCGACAGUUGCCGGCCGCUAA
Molecule: messenger RNA, 453 nt
Organism: Besnoitia besnoiti
Lineage: Eukaryota; Apicomplexa; Conoidasida; Eucoccidiorida; Sarcocystidae
Exons: 1
Coding region: 1-453 (150 amino acids)
Source: RefSeq, a predicted model, not a curated record